AUCAUACCACAUCAAAACUCAUCCAUGUUUAAUUUUCAACAGUCAGUCUUUAUUGAAGACUUACGAGAAUUAAUUCCAUUAAUACUUUACACGAUCAUAGGACUAGGUACAAGAUUAUAUAAGAUAGGAAGAUCAAAUACAGUGAUAUGGGACGAAGCUCAUUUUGGAAAAUUUGGAGGGUUUUAUUUAAAUCAAACGUUUUAUUUUGAUGUUCAUCCACCUUUGGCUAAGAUGUUAGUAGGCUUAGCUGGUUUCUUAUCGGGUUUCAAUGGACAAUUUGAUUUUCCUUCAGGUCAACUUUAUCCUUCACAUGUACCUUAUAGUACGAUGAGAAUCUUAUUGGCUUUACCUGGUGUGGCUUUGGUUCCGAUUGCUUGGGCUACGGCUUUGGAAUUAGGUUUUACUACUUAUACUCGUCAUAUUGUCACUUUAAUGGUUUUGGCCGAUCUUUCUUGGACUGUGAUUUCUAGAUUUAUUUUAUUGGAUUCUAUGUUAUUGUUUUUUACUUUUACUACCGUUUAUUGUCUUGCUUGUUUUCAAAACCAAAAGAAAUAUCCAUUUGAUUUCGAAUGGUGGUUUUGGCUUUCAAUGACAGGUCUUUCAGUAGGAUGUGUAACGAGUGUGAAAUGGGUCGGAUUGUUUGUCACGGCUUUAGUAGGACUUCAUACAGCGGAAGAACUUUGGGAAAAGUUUGGUGAUCUUGGAAUGCCAUAUCGAGUUUAUGCUCGGCAUUGGGUUGCUAGAAUCGUUUGUUUGAUUGGACUUCCUAUGAUGGUUUAUAUGUUAUGUUUUAAGAUUCAUUUCCUAAUUCUUAAUCGUUCUGGACCAGGUGAUGCUCAAAUGAGUUCAUUAUUUCAAGCAAAUCUUUGGGGAAAUGAUUUUGCUCGACAUCCAUUGGAAAUCGCCGUAGGAUCAAGAGUGACGUUUAAAAAUAUGGGAUAUGGUGGAGGUUUAUUACAUUCACAUGUUCAAACGUUUCCAGUUGGAUCUCAACAACAACAAGUGACAUGUUAUCAUUAUCGUGAUAAUAAUAAUGAAUGGAUGAUCACGCCACUUUUACAUGAAGAACCUUAUAGCGAAUCCCAACCGAUCCGAUUUCUCAAACACGGAGAUGUAGUAAGACUAGUUCACAUCAUGACGGGUCGAAACUUACAUAGUCAUGAGAUCCCAGCCCCGAUCACUAAAGUGAAUAAAGAAGUAGCAUGUUAUGGGAAUGCAACGAUUGAUGAUAGUAAUUCAUAUUGGGUAAUAGAAGUGAUUGAUGAUAUUUUAAGAGGUAAAAAAGAAAGAUUUCAACAUAUCAAUACACUUUCCACUAGGUUUCGAAUUCGACAUUUGAAUUUAGGUUGUUAUCUUAAAGCUGAUAAUAAAGUCUUACCUCAAUGGGGUUUUAAACAAGUUGAAGUGUCGUGUGAUAAAAAGAAUAAUCCUAAUGAUAAACAUACUUUUUGGAAUGUAGAGAGUCAUAUGAAUGGAAGAUUACCACCUGGUGAUAUGAAAGUGAUGAAAUCACCAUUCUUACAUGAUUUUUGGCAUUUGAAUAUAGCUAUGAUGACUUCGAAUAAUGCAUUGAUACCAGAUCCAGAUAAACAAGAUGCGAUUGCUUCACAUCCGUUUGAAUGGCCAUUUCUUUAUACUGGGAUGAGAAUGAAUGGUUGGUUUGAGAAUGGGAUUAAGUUUUAUUUGAUUGGAAAUCCGAUUACGUGGUGGACUUCUUCUUUUUCUUUAUUGGUUUAUUCUGUUGGAUUGGUUUGGUAUUUGGCAAGGUUCAAGAGACAGUUUAAUGAUCUUAGUUUGGCUCAAUGGGAUCAAUUUAUUUGGGUUGGCAAAGUCGGUCUUGGUGGUUGGUUAUUACAUUAUUUACCAUUCUUAUUUAUGGGUAGAGUGACUUAUUUACAUCAUUAUUUACCUACUCUAUGGUUUGCGAUCAUUACCUGUGGAUUAUGUUUUGAUCAUUUUAUCUUUAGAUCUAAAACCAUCAAACCGAUUCAUAAGAAAAUUAUUUUUUAUUUGAUGGCUAGUUUGAUUACUUUUACUGGGAUUUGGUUCAAAGAUUGUGCUUGGGGUAUCGAAGGUCCUAUUAAUCAGUAUAAAGGUAGACAAUGGAGAAAGUCUUGGAAUAUUUAUGAUGAUCAUUUAGCUUUAUAAUAAAAUUAAAAAGAGUUCAUCCGAUUGAUGAAACAAAUUAAAACUAUUUUUUUCUUUAACCCACCCUACCCUUACCAAUAUGUAUACUGAUUCUUUGUUGUGAUAAAAUAAAUCAAGUUAACUAAAUUAUAUAAAGAUAAACCAUUGAGAAAAAAAAUAGAUAAUAUAACUUAUUUGUAAUUUGAAUAAAUGUUGAAAAACAUUACAUAGUAAAUCGACUUGGAUUAAUUUUAUACUUUAUAUAUAUAUAUAUAGUAUGUAAUUUAUUAGAUUUUUCUUG
This is a messenger RNA of Melampsora larici-populina 98AG31, 2428 nucleotides long. RefSeq names its product family 39 glycosyltransferase. Bases 25 to 2148 code for a protein of 707 amino acids. Gene Ontology annotation, cellular component: endoplasmic reticulum; membrane. NCBI's taxonomy places the organism in Eukaryota, Fungi, Basidiomycota, Pucciniomycetes, Pucciniales, Melampsoraceae. Gene Ontology annotation, biological process: protein O-linked glycosylation via mannose. The record is from RefSeq and is a predicted model, not a curated record. Gene Ontology annotation, molecular function: dolichyl-phosphate-mannose-protein mannosyltransferase activity. The transcript is spliced from 10 exons.